Caretta caretta (loggerhead turtle) is the source of this 825-nucleotide messenger RNA. Its product is annotated as P2Y purinoceptor 1-like. Gene Ontology annotation, cellular component: plasma membrane. Gene Ontology annotation, biological process: G protein-coupled receptor signaling pathway. Lineage: Eukaryota; Metazoa; Chordata; Testudines; Cheloniidae. Gene Ontology annotation, molecular function: G protein-coupled receptor activity. The record is from RefSeq and is a predicted model, not a curated record.
AUGCUACAUGCAUUACUUUCUUCUGCAACACCUAUAGUAAACUGGAGUGUUUACUAUAAUCUACAGAAGUUAGCCAUAUACUCCAGUCAGACAUUUUGCCAGUUUAAAAGAAUAUUCUUCAAUAUUAAUAUCUACGGAAGUAUCUAUUUUCUGACACUCAUCAGCUUUGAUCGGUAUGUAGGUGCUGUCCAUCCUAUCAGUUCAUUAAAGUGGUGGGACAAAAACAAGGCUACAUUUUGUACCAUUGCAAUAUGGAUCUUCAUUUUCAUUGAAUCAGUUCCUGAUUUUUACUAUACGUUUGCAGUUGGAAGACGAAAUGACACUGUAGCUUGCCUGGAAUACAUUGGAGAACCUUUACACUUCGUAGUGCCAUUCACAAUCUCCAGAGUUGUAUUUGGAUUCCUAAUUCCAGCCACAGUCAUAUUUACCUGCUAUAUGUUGACUCUUAAGGCAUUACAACAACUGAAGAAGCGUCAACAGAGAAGAAAUAGAAUUGCUAAACCUCUGAUGUUGAUUUCUGUGGCAAUGAUUGUUUUUGCUAUUGCAUUCAUUCCGUAUCAUGUCAUGAUGAUAGCAGUAUUAAUUUACAGAUUGAAUUACCAACUAAACUCUGACAAUAUAAGCAUGAUAUUUACCAUUUAUGAACUCACUGAAAUCAUCUGCAGUAUUAGCAGUUGCUUAGACCCUAUCAUUUUUAUAUUGGUAAGUAAGAAUUUCCAUCAAAGAUUUCAAAUGAUAAAAUGUCCUGCUAAUUCUGGGUGUCACUGCUGCCAUUCACGGAAGGUCAGGGAUAUCACUGUGGCCCAGCAGAGAAUGCGGAAUUAA